This is a messenger RNA of Aspergillus ruber CBS 135680, 1595 nucleotides long. Its product is annotated as D-isomer specific 2-hydroxyacid dehydrogenase family protein. The transcript has 4 exons. NCBI's taxonomy places the organism in Eukaryota, Fungi, Ascomycota, Eurotiomycetes, Eurotiales, Aspergillaceae. The coding region runs from base 380 to 1465 and encodes 361 amino acids. The record is from RefSeq and is a predicted model, not a curated record. Gene Ontology annotation, molecular function: NAD binding.
GCUAUUAUUUGAUUCGAUAUCUCGAGAGUGGAAGACAAGCAAAGUGAAAAGGACAACAAAUAUAAAGGACGCAAAGGAUAGAUAGGAAAGUGUGGAAUUCUGGCUUAAAAAAAAGAGAUGCGCGAAAGGAGAUUCGAACUCCCGACCUUCGCAUAUCGUAUUCCAAAGGACGGUUACGAGUGCGACAUCAUAACCACUAGACAACUCGCGCUACAAUCCGGAUUUUUGCCUUAUGAAAUAUACAUGUUUUACAAGCGACCACCCGCUGUCCCAAUGUGGUAACAUGUCCCCUCGCACCAUUGAGGGGCAUUUUGUCAACAUCCACCAGAUUAGGUUGCGAGACAUCCUAAAAAGAUAUACACAAUUCCAAUAGCAUACCAUGGGCGACACGGGAAUUUCAAAGGCAGAGCGUCUGCUCGUCACUUUCUUCAAAGAGAUCCCCGCUCCGCUGGUCGCACAUAUCCAGCGCCAGUUCCCUGAGACCGAGGUCACUAUUUACCAGUCCCAGAAAGGCGUUCCGGUUCCAAGAGAGUUAUGGCAAAAUGCGACGCUGGUCUGCACGUUUACCGACCUUCCGGAUCCUGAGGAUGCUGGCAACAUUAAGUUGAUCCAUACUGUGUCUGCUGGAAUCGACCACUUUGUCCACCACCCUAUCAUCCAGAACUCUACCAUCCCCAUCAGCACCAGUUCCGGCAUCCACGGUCCUCCCAUGGCAGAAUGGACCGUAAUGAACUGGUUGACCUCUGCGAGGAAAUUCCUUCAUUUGAGUGAAGCGCAGAAACAACACAACUGGGGAGAUGUCGAAGAGUACAUGCCCACUUGCACUGAUCAAGUCGGGAAGAAAGUGGGCAUUUUGGGAUACGGAAGUAUUGGACGACAGAUCGCAAAAGUAUCUGCAGCCCUUGGUAUGACCGUUCAUGCAUACACAGCAUCCCCACGGCCAACGCCCUCCUCGCGACGCGACACCGGCUAUAUUGUCCCCGGCACCGGCGACGCAGAUGGCACAGUCCCAGUCUCCUGGCACCACGGCAUAGACAAAGCAUCCAUCCAUGCGUUUCUCUCUUUAGGUCUCGACCACCUAGUUAUCUCCCUCCCGCUCACCCCACAAACCACCCACCUCAUCGGCGCGGAAGAAUUCUCCCUCCUCGCCGCGAACUGCACCCAUCCCUUCAGCAAGCCGUAUGUCACCAAUAUCUCGCGCGGAAAAGUCAUAGAUCAGGAUGCGCUUGUGGCAUCGCUCAAGUCUGGAGAAUUGGGUGGCGCUGCGUUGGACGUGACGGAUCCUGAACCUCUGCCUGCUGAUCAUCCAUUGUGGGAUGUGCCGGGUGUGCAGAUUAGUCCGCAUGUUAGUUCUUUGGGGAAGGAGUAUUUCCCAAGAUCGCUGGACAUUCUCCGGGUGAAUCUGGAUAAGUUGAAGAAGGGUGAGGAAUUUGUAAAUGAGUACAAGCGGGGGAAGGGGUAUUGAGCCUAUUCCAGUACAUAUAUGGACCUCUACGACUCAUGUCUGAAGGCAAACAUAGUCAUCUUUGUUCGAUAGAUUCUGAAAGCUAUAUACACAAUUUCAAAUAGAAAUACAAGGCCAAGCAUUCACCAUG